UUUGAGACCGCAAACUCUUUGACUUGCCCCAUGCUGCGCAAAGGUGCGUCGACCCUUCGAUACGUCAUUGGCCGCAGAGCUCCACGCGGAGCGAUUGCCGCGUUGCCGCUCGGUGCUUCAUCCACCAAGUCCUCGGCGAACUUGAUUGCCGUCUCGGCGCUUUUAAGUGCCGUGGCAUUCACUUCGGCCGCCGCGACGACCAACGACGCGAUCAACAAGUGGGACUUGGUCGACAAAUCUCAAUGCUCGGUCGACGACUUUUUGUACCCGAGCAUCGAGCCGUACAAAACGGGGCGGCUCCAAGUGUCCAAGACGCACUCGUUGUACUACGAAGAAUGCGGGAACCCGAAUGGCAAGCCCGUGAUUCUUGUGCACGGUGGUCCGGGAGGAGGUUGCACUCCAAUCAUGAACCGGUUUCACGACCCAGCGGUGUACAGAAUCAUUGCCCUGGACCAGCGCGGCUCGGGCCGCAGUCUUCCCCAUGCAUCGCUCGAGGACAACACAACGUGGCACCUGAUCGCCGACAUGGAGUCGUUGCGCGAGCACCUGAAGAUUGAUAAGUGGCAAGUCUUCGGUGGUUCAUGGGGCAGCACGUUGUCUACCGCGUACGCCGAGAUGCACCCGUCCCGCGUGACUGAGUUGGUUUUGCGCGGCAUCUUCCACAUUCGCGACAAAGAAAUCCAAUUUUACUACCAGCACGGCGCCAACUUUCUGUACCCCGAUCGAUGGGAAGCGUACCGCGAUGCGAUUCCCGAAGACGAGCGCCACGAUUUCUUGACGGCGUACCACAAACGUCUUACAAGUCCCGACGAGAACGUGCGCUUGGCGGCGGCGCUCGCAUGGACGACGUGGGAGCUAUCCACGAGCAACCUCAAGCCCCCGGCCGAUGCCGUCGACAAGUCCAUGAACGAUGCACGCUUCGCCGAAGCUUUCGCCCGCAUUGAGAACCACUACUUUGUCAACAAAGGAUUCUUCCCCACGCCAAACUUUUUGAUCGACCAAGUGCACAAAAUCCGCCACAUCCCGACCGUCAUCGUCCAGGGCCGGUACGACGUCGUGUGCCCGAUGGUCACUGCAUGGGAAUUCCACAAGGCAUUCCCGGAAGCAGACCUCCGCGUGGUGCAAACGGCGGGCCAUUCCGCGGGCGAACCCGGCAUUGCUGCCGAAUUGGUGCGCGCCACCGACAAGUUCAAACACAACAAGCCCUGAGCCACGAACGAGUAAUGAUAUGGAUGCUCAACCAUGUUAUGCCCAUGUGUCGUCGUCGGUCUAUUUUCGUUUUUGCUUCUUUGCCUUGUGAAUGCGAUUGCGGCGGUCCUCGACCUCGUCCUCGUAGUCGCCGUACUUGGCGCUGCGGUCUUCCUCGC
This is a messenger RNA of Aphanomyces invadans, 1367 nucleotides long. Its product is annotated as prolyl aminopeptidase. The transcript has 4 exons. The coding region runs from base 31 to 1209 and encodes 392 amino acids. Gene Ontology annotation, molecular function: aminopeptidase activity. Lineage: Eukaryota; Oomycota; Saprolegniomycetes; Saprolegniales; Verrucalvaceae. Gene Ontology annotation, cellular component: cytoplasm. The record is from RefSeq and is a predicted model, not a curated record. Gene Ontology annotation, biological process: proteolysis.